This is a messenger RNA of Schistosoma guineensis, 2704 nucleotides long. Lineage: Eukaryota; Metazoa; Platyhelminthes; Trematoda; Strigeidida; Schistosomatidae. The record is from the annotation of a GenBank genome assembly.
AUUAGUUAUUAUGUAGAGUCAAUGAAGUACUCGACUGUCUAGACUAAUUUCAAAAAAUAAAAUUGUGUACAUGAAAGAUUAAAGCCUUUACUCGAAUAACCCCCCUAUUUUCCUUGAAUUUGUACAACCCAUAACCUGACAUCAUUGUAAUCCGUAGAUGACAAUAUCAAAGAAUCCACAUUUUGUACAGCUUAGAAUUUUCACUACCAUUCUGUAAUAAAAAAACACACUUAGAUCGUAUAAAAAGCGGACAAUUUUUUGUGAAGAUACAUCACUGGUUUGGUGGCUAAAAGAUUCGGUUUUAAUUGUUGAGUUUUAGGCCAAUUUCCAACCCACCUUUGGUAGUACUGUUAAAGCUUGCAAGCGGUGUAACUCAAGUGCGAUUUAAUAAACAUGUGCUCAGUUACUGAUUUACAUUUAUUGACAAAAAGAGGAUAGUUUUAAGGGGAAGCGAUUCAGUACCUGGAUUUAUUUCCACAGAUCUGACAAUAACUGAUGGCAACCGGGAGGCUUGUGAAGCGAAAAAACAAAUCAACGAGUUUCCAAACGUUAUUUGACCAAAUUCUGUGCCGAUCAGAUAAGUUAUAUAAAGGAUCUGUAAAGUCAGACGAAAAUAUACUCCAACUGCUAGAUGUUUUGGACAAUUGUCGUAAUAAGUGGAAAAGUACUUUCAUAAAACUGUAUUCCGUUCUGCGCGUUCAAAAAUCAGAAGUUAAGCGACUGACAAAUUUACAGGCCCAUACUCAGGCUAUGUUCGAAGCUGAAGUUCAGAAACGACGUCGUAUAGAACGAUCAAGGAAAUCUCUUGAACACAAGAUUAAUAUGAUAAGACAAGUGCUGCUCGUUAAUGAUGUUGAUAGCGCCAGACGUCAUCUUGAUGCGAUUGACCUUUCCACGAAUGAAAUCAAUCAGUCUUGUAAUGAAUGGUCAGUAGGUUCUUCAAUCGGACAUGUCAAUACACCUAUCGAUUCAGAGUCUGUUGUCAAAAAAGGCCGUAAUAGCGGUCGCAUAUCGAAGAAAUUGGGUAGAGCCAGUUCAGUCAGUCAUACUGGUGCUGCCAGACGUUCUGCUACAAAACAAGAAUUACGAUGUGCUUCUGUGCAAAAGUUUAUCGUACGUCGUUCAGGAGAAAGUUUAUCCUCAAAAUCUUCACAGAAUAGUGCACAGAGACUAGGAACCAUAAAUCGUUUAAAUCGUCCUCACAAUUUUGUUUCACGAACUGUAUUACGAAUGGAAGUGUGUAGUGCAUGUGGUCGCCGCAUUACUUUUGGUAAAGCUUCUUACAAAUGCUUAGUUUGUCGUCUUGUAGUACAUCCGGCGUGUCGACAAAUGCUUAUUCAAACUUGUGUACCACCGAGUGUACCACGUGCAAAUUUCACUUCUCAAACAAGUCGCAAUCUACCAACACCCCAUCACAUUUCUGCGUACAUUCCUAUUUCACCAUUAACACAACCUCAAACUCAUGGUUACGGAGAUCCACUACUUUCUAGUCCGACAUUUGCCAAUAGAAUGAGAUCGCGCAAUAUAAGCUUGUCUUUAUUAUGUCCAUCUGAUCAGUUUCCACGAGUUCCUGCACUGGUAAUACAUUGUGUGAAUGAAGUUAUGGCUCGUGGUAUGAAAACUGUUGGACUCUAUCGAGUCUCUGGUUCUGAAAAGCAAGUUCGAGAUUUAUAUGAAAAAUUCCUACGCAGUCGAAGUACACCAAGCUUGGCAUUAAUAGAAGAUAUUCAUGUAGUCUGUGGGUGUUUAAAGUUGUUUUUGAGAAGUUUAGAAGAACCUUUGGUAACUUACCUUCAAAGACCGAAUUUUGUCGGAGCUAGUGAACAGUAUCUAACUAAUCCUACAAAAGCAUAUGAUUGUGCUUUAAAUGUCUUGAAAAAUUUACCGACACCUAAUCGACAUACUUUGUCAUUCAUUAUGCUUCACUUAAAGGCUGUGUCUAAAACAUCACUAUGUCAAAUGGGUGAAGACAAUUUGGCAAAAGUUUUUGGUCCAACAUUAGUUGGUUAUUCUUGUCCAGAGCCUCAAGUUAUGCAAGCUAUCUCUGAAACAAAACCACAACAAGAUGUUCUACGAUUACUUUUCAGUCUUUCUGACGACAUCUAUUCAUCGUUUCUAUCGGAUUGGGAUAAUACUUCUGAAAAUAAUAGUGAAACACGUACAAAUUACUUCACAUCUUUAACUACAGAUAUGAGUUCAUCAGAAAUAACACCUAAUUCACAUAAUAAUAAUAAUAAUCGACUUUGUGACAUGGGAGGAUCUACUCGUAAAGGAUUUUUACCCAAUCUUUUAUCAUCAUUUCGAGAUAUGUCUAGUUAAAAUAUAAUUAAUAAUAAUACACCCCUCUGUUGAUUUAUUUACUAUUGUACUUCUUUGUUACUUCCACACUACGAAAGAACCAUACAUUAUCCUUUUCUAAACAUUAUUACAUGUAUAAAAUAAAAAGAAUUUAUAUAUAUAUAUGUAGGUUUCUUCAUUUUAACUAUUUUUUUUACCAUUGUAACUGAUCACUAGUUCAUUGUUUCUUCUUGAAUACUCAACGUGUCAACUGUUGAUAUUUUGAAUAUGAAUAAUCAUUGGCUACAUUUUUUUAUAGGUUCAAUUGAAUAUUUUAGAAUUUCAUCUGAUAUUCUCAUUUAGUGGCCCAAGAUCUGAUUCCAGUUAGAUUGUAUGUUUGUUAUUGAUAAUAUAUAUAUUCUGAUUA